AUGGACCACGGAGGAAUGGGCAGCGAUGGCGUGGCCUGCAAGGUCGAGUCUCAGAUGCUGUGGAAUUGGAAUACAAUUGACGCGUGCUUUCUUGCCUCGUCUUGGCAGAUCAAGAACCAAGGAAUGAUGGCCGCUACUUGCAUCGGAGUUAUCCUUUUGGUAAUUCUCGUCGAGUUCUUCCGUCGUCUAGGAAAGGAAUACGACGCCCUUCUUCAACGAGGCUUCGAACGCCAAGCUACGACUCACAGCGUUGCUCUCGCCGCCGCCGGAUGCACGGGAGCGGUUGUGCCCACGCGACAGACUCUCACCUACCGCGCAUCGCCUCUCCAGCAGUUUAUCCGCGCCUUUAUCCACGCCGUUACAUUCGGAGGAGCUUACAUUGUGAUGCUUUUGGCAAUGUACUUUAACGGAUAUGUCAUCAUCUGCAUCUUUAUCGGUAGCGGAUUGGGCAAGUUCUUCUGCGACUGGCUUGUCGUGAGGAUCGAUCUGGAAGGACUAGACGGUCCCGAGGACAAGAACAAGGGGAUCGAGGAGACCACGGUCUGCUGUGGUUAG
Molecule: messenger RNA, 555 nt
Organism: Fusarium coffeatum
Lineage: Eukaryota; Fungi; Ascomycota; Sordariomycetes; Hypocreales; Nectriaceae
Exons: 2
Coding region: 1-555 (184 amino acids)
Biological process (GO): copper ion transmembrane transport
Cellular component (GO): membrane
Molecular function (GO): copper ion transmembrane transporter activity
Source: RefSeq, a predicted model, not a curated record